GUGGUCAAACCCGCCCACGGCGUACUAAGGAAGGGGAGUACAGGUCAAUCUUUGAUGCGCAUUGCCCUAUUAGUGAUCUUCGGUGAGGUUUCCAGGUCAUUUCACACUUUCCAAUUCAUUGACGUCCGAUCAGGACUUUACAACAACGGACUUCACGAAGGCACAUUUGGGAUCCUGUGUUGCUGAUAAAUGGAGGAACGGAAGAAUGGAACAGAAUCCAAACUCCAACUACUUCAAAGACGAAUUCGUGCAUUCCCAGACUUUCCGAAGAGGGGGAUCGUGUUUAGAGAUAUAUGCCCCAUCCUGAAGGAUCCAAAUGCUUUGACGGCGGUUACUGACCUGUUUGAACAACAUGUGAGGACCAAUCACUGGGAGGUGGACCUGAUUGUCGGUUUGGAUGCUCGCGGUUUCCUUUUUGGGCCUCUUCUUGCUCAGCGUCUGGGAGUUGGUUUUGUCAUGGUCAGGAAGAAAGGAAAACUUCCAGGAGCUACUGUGUCUGUGGCUUAUGACUUGGAGUACGGGAAGGCUGAAGCAGAGAUCCAGGAGGACGCCGUGGCUCCACGGCAAAAAGUGGUGCUUCUUGACGACCUUUUGGCAACUGGAGGUACUCUGUUUGCGGCUUGUGAGCUUAUGAAGAAACAAGGUGCGGAGAUUCAAGGCUGCAUGGUGGUCAUCGAGCUGACGGAACUGAAAGCAAUUGGACCGGUUCCAGGACCAGAUCCAGCGCAGUGGACCCGUUUGUAAAACAGCUUUGAGUUAGCCCGCAUCAAACAAAGUUUGAUUCCUCUGAUAUCAACUACUCUGUAUUGUGAUUGUAACAGUAUUAAAGGAGAGAAUAUUAUAUUUGCACGAAAUUCAGACUCACUUGAACAAUUACUAUUACGGUCUUUACAAAAAACACCUUCAGGAAUCAUCAUUUCUACAGCAAAGCAUGCUGGGAAAUGCAUCAUUUGCCCAUUCCACACAUUCCAACUAACCAAUGCCAGCUUACACAUCUCACAGAUUGUGAUGUUUUUGUGUUAGCUCCUUGCCAGACAUUUACAGAACGACCAUCGUAAUAUAUCCACGGAUAUAGCCUACAUACAGUAUAUCCUUCCAUCAGAAGGUUUGACACCCCAGGCCUAGAAUAUUGCAGGAGUCUGAGUGUUAUGGUAAAAUUCGUAGCUAUCAUUUGUGGCCAAGUCACAUGACACUAAGUGUAUUUUAGUUCAUCUACUGUAUCAUCUUGUAUUUGUACACUUUUAUAAAGUCAUGAGUGUGUA
This is a messenger RNA of Doryrhamphus excisus (bluestripe pipefish), 1262 nucleotides long. It is a transcript of the gene aprt, whose product is annotated as adenine phosphoribosyltransferase. NCBI's taxonomy places the organism in Eukaryota, Metazoa, Chordata, Actinopteri, Syngnathiformes, Syngnathidae. Gene Ontology annotation, cellular component: cytoplasm. The record is from RefSeq and is a predicted model, not a curated record. Gene Ontology annotation, molecular function: adenine phosphoribosyltransferase activity; AMP binding; adenine binding. Gene Ontology annotation, biological process: adenine salvage; AMP salvage.